UUCAUUGGUCAUGGCUUCAUGCUCACCAUUUGUUCUUCCAAUUAGAGCCAAGCAACAAGAUUCAGGUAACUGUCUCAAACAUCCAUAUACGACAUGUUCUUCAAGUAUAACGUUAUAUAUCCACUCUGAAUCUUGUUUCACAGGAAUACAUGGAACCAAUUCUGGUAUGCAAGAAAUUAAGAUUCUUGGGGUCCAUGAUUUUUUUCACAACUCUUCAACUGCUAGACGUUGCUGUGUUAGAGUUAAGGCUGCUCCAGGUAAUCGAAACACGAAGCCGAAUAGUAUGAUUUGUGCUGACUGUGAUGGAAAUGGUGCUGUUCUGUGCUCUCAGUGCAAAGGCAGUGGAGUGAACUCUGCUGAUAUUUUCAAUGGCCGAUUUAAAGCUGGUGAUUCAUGUUGGCUUUGUGGAGGUAGAAAGGAAAUGCUGUGUGGGAAUUGCAAUGGAGCUGGAUUCAUCGGUGGUUUCAUGAGCACUUUUGAUGAGUAGAAGCAUCUGUAUGAUACAAUUGGAUGGAGAUAUUCAUGUAAAUGCAGCCAGUCAUGUGUUUAAUCUGUUCAAAUGGAUAAAAACAAGUCCAAUAUGGGCUCCCUGACUGUUUCUGUACCGGUUCAACAGUAUAUAAUGAUAUAUGUAGAUAUCAUGUUAUGCUGUAUUGAUGUCAGUGGUUAUUAAUUUGCAUAAGAUACUCUGAUAUUUCUUGAAA
This is a messenger RNA of Populus nigra (black poplar), 704 nucleotides long. RefSeq names its product protein BUNDLE SHEATH DEFECTIVE 2, chloroplastic-like. The record is from RefSeq and is a predicted model, not a curated record. The coding region runs from base 11 to 487 and encodes 158 amino acids. Gene Ontology annotation, molecular function: protein folding chaperone. Gene Ontology annotation, cellular component: chloroplast stroma; protein folding chaperone complex. The transcript is spliced from 4 exons. Lineage: Eukaryota; Viridiplantae; Streptophyta; Magnoliopsida; Malpighiales; Salicaceae.